GUGCUUCCUGGGAUGGGAACCACGCCGUUUCCUAGCCUCGGAGUGAGGAGUGAAUCGCGGAGCUUUCAACAAGAGCUUUAUUAAUUCUGAAGCUGGGAACUUGAAACUGGCAAUGGAAGUAGCGGCUAAUUGCUCCCUGCGGGUGAAGAGACCUCUGUUGGAUCCCCGCUUCGAGGGUUACAAGCUGUCUCUCGAACCGCUGCCCUGUUACCAGCUGGAGCUCGAUGCAGCUGUGGCAGAAGUGAAACUUCGAGAUGAUCAGUAUACCCUGGAACACAUGCAUGCUUUUGGAAUGUAUAAUUACCUGCACUGUGACCCAUGGUAUCAAGACAGCGUCUACUACGUUGAUAACCUUGGAAGGAUUAUGAAGUUAACAGUGAUGCUGGACACUGCUUUAGGUAAACCACGAGAGGUGUUUCGGCUUCCUGCAGAUUUGACAGUGUAUGACAAUCACCUUUGUGCAUCUAUUCAUUUUACGUCUUCAACUUGGGUUACCUUGUCAGACGGAACUGGAAGAUUCUAUCUCAUUGCAACAGGUGAACGUGGAAAUAAUGCUUCUGAAAAAUGGGAGAUUAUGUUUAAUGAAGAGCUUGGAAAUCCUUUUAUUAUAAUUCACAGUAUCUCAUUGCUAAAAGAGAAAGAAGAACAUUCAGUAGCUACCCUACUUCUUAGAAUAGAAAAAGAAGAAUUGGAUAUGAAAGGAAGUGGUUUCUUUGUUUCUUUGGAAUGGAUCACCAUCAGUAAGAAAAGUAAAGAUAAUAAAAAACAUGAAAUAAUUAAGCGUGAUACUCUCCGUGGAAAGUCAGUGCCUCAUUAUGCUGCUUUUGAACCAGAUGGAAAUGGACUGAUGAUUGUUUCCUACAAGUCCUUUCAGUUUGUUAACCUCAGUCAGGAUCAUGAAGAAAAUGAGGAGGAAAACAUGGCAAAGAAAAGCAAAGAACCUCUGUAUUACUGGCAACAAACUGAAGAAGACUUGACAGUAACAAUCCAGCUUCCUGAAGGUGUGACUAAGGAGGACAUUCAAGUCCAGUUCUCGCCUGAUAGCAUCUGCGUUGUGUUCAAUGGUCAGCUCUUUUUGGAAGGAAAGCUGUAUUCAUCUGUUGAUACGGAAAGUAGUACAUGGAUAAUUAAAGACAAUAAUAGCAUGGAAAUUUCUUUGAUUAAGAAGAAUGAAGGCCUGACGUGGCCCGAGUUGAUAGCUGGAGAUAAACGAGGAGAAUUCCUUCGGGAUCCAGCCCAGUGUGCUGCAGUAUCUGAGCGCUUGAUGCAUUUGACCUCUGAAGCACUGAAUCCAAACCCCGAUAAAGAAAAACCUCCCUGUAAUGCUCAAGAGUUAGAGGAGUGUGAUCUUUUUUUUGAAGAGAGCUCCAGUUUAUGCAGAUUUGAUGGCAAUACAUUAAAAACUACUCAUGUGGUGAAUCUUGGAAGCAAUCAGUACCUUUUCUCUGUCGUUGUGGAUCCUAAAGAAAUGCCCUGCUUCUGUUUGCGCCAUGAUGUAGAUGCCCUUCUCUGGCAGCCACACUCCAGCAAACCAGACGACAUGUGGGAGCACAUUGCAACAUUCAAUGCUUUAGGCUACGUCCAAGCCUCAAAGAGAGACAAAAAGUUUUUUGCUUGCGCCCCGAAUGCCUCCUAUGCAGCUCUGUGCGAGUGUCUCCGGCGCGUGUUCAUCUACCGGCAGCCUGCUCCCAUGUCCACUGUCCUUUACAACAGAAAGGAAGGCAGGCAAGUCGGCCAGGUUGCUAAGCAGCAAGUAGCAAGCCUAGAAACCAGUGAGCCUAUUUUAGGUUUUCAAGCAACAAACGAGAGAUUAUUUGUUCUCACUACCAAAAACCUCUUUUUAAUAAAGAUAAAUACUGAGAAUUAA
Elephantulus edwardii (Cape elephant shrew) is the source of this 1867-nucleotide messenger RNA. It is a transcript of the gene NUDCD1, whose product is annotated as NudC domain containing 1. The transcript has 10 exons. NCBI's taxonomy places the organism in Eukaryota, Metazoa, Chordata, Mammalia, Macroscelidea, Macroscelididae. The coding region runs from base 113 to 1867 and encodes 584 amino acids. The record is from RefSeq and is a predicted model, not a curated record.